Molecule: messenger RNA, 213 nt
Organism: Coregonus sp. 'balchen'
Lineage: Eukaryota; Metazoa; Chordata; Actinopteri; Salmoniformes; Salmonidae
Source: the annotation of a GenBank genome assembly
AUGGAUCGAAAACCAAUCAAAAACUCCAGAGUGGUUACUGUUUCUGUUAGCAACUCAAACACAACAAGGCUGCGCCAACAGGUCAUUCUCACCGUCACACACCUGCAGCCCAGUGAUGGGCACCAGCACGCCUGUGUUUGUUGGUCAGAGGAGAAGGGAGAGGGGUCAAGGCGGGGCUGUGCCUCAGAGGUGGAGGCCGGUACUCUACCCUGA